GGCGCCAUGUUUUGGAAGUUUGACCUGCACACAAGCUCGCACCUCGACACGCUGCUGGAGCGGGAGGACCUGAGCCUGCCCGAGCUGCUGGACGAGGAGGACGUGCUGCAGGAAUGCAAGGUCGUCAACCGAAAGCUGCUGGACUUUCUGCUGCAGCCGCCACACCUGCAGGCCAUGGUGGCCUGGGUCACCCAGGAGCCGCCGGCCAGUGGCGAGGAGCGGCUGCGCUACAAGUACCCCAGCGUGGCCUGUGAGAUCCUGACGUCGGACGUGCCCCAGAUCAACGACGCACUGGGUGCGGACGAGUCCCUCCUGCACCGGCUUUACGGCUUCCUGCAGAGCAGCGGCAAACUCAACCCGCUGCUGGCCAGCUUCUUCAGCAAGGUCAUGGGCGUCCUCAUCAACCGCAAGACCGACCAGCUCGUGUCCUUCCUGCGGAAGAAGGACGAUUUUGUGGACCUGCUGCUGCAGCACAUCGGCACCUCGGCCAUCAUGGACCUCCUGCUGCGCCUCCUCACCUGCGUGGAGCGGCCGCAGCUGAGGCAGGACGUGGUCAAUUGGCUCAAUGAGGAGAAGAUUGUCCAGCGGCUCAUCGAGCAGAUCCACCCAUCGAAGGACGACAAUCAACAUUCCAACGCAUCCCAGUCCCUGUGCGACAUCAUCCGCCUGUGCCGGGAGCAGAUGAUCCAAGUGCAGGACAGCCCGGAGCCUGACCAGCUGUUGGCCACCCUGGAGAAGCAGGAGACGAUCGAGCAGCUUCUGAGCAACAUGUUGGAGGGGGAGCAGAGCCAGUCCGUCAUCGUGAGUGGAAUCCAGGUGCUACUGACGCUGCUGGAGCCCAGGAGGCCCAGGUCUGAGUCUGUGACUGUGAACAACUUCUUCAGCAGCGUGGAUGGGCAGCUGGAGCUUCUGGCCCAGGCAACCCUGGACAACGCCGUGUCCAGCGUGGGGACCCUGCAUGCCCUGCGCCCACGGCUCAGCCGCUUCCACCAACUCCUGCUAGAGCCGCCUGAGCUGGAGCCGCUGCGCACGACAUGGGGCACCCUGGCCCCACCGCUGGGCAACACACGGUUGCACGUGGUCAAGCUGCUGGCCAGCGCCCUGAGUGCCAGCGAUGCGGCCCUGACCCAGGAGCUCCUGGCACUGGACGUGCCCAACACCCUUCUGGACCUCUUCUUCCACUAUGUGUUCAACAAUUUCUUGCACGCCCAAGUGGAGGUGUGUGUGAGCACGAUGCUGAGCUCUGGGCCUCCUUCCAACAGCAGCUCUGACACACCCGCCCAGAACCCUGUCGUGAAACACCUGCUGCAGCAGUGCCGCCUGGUGGAGCGCAUCCUGACCUCCUGGGAGGAGAACGACCGUGUGCAGUCCGCAGGGGGCCCUCGGAAAGGCUACAUGGGCCACUUGACAAGGGUGGCCAACGCCCUGGCGCAGAACUCGGAGAAGGGGCCCAACGCCGAGCAGCUGGGGCAGCUGCUGAAGGAGCUGCCAGAGGACCAGCGGGAGCGGUGGGAGGUGUUCGUGUCAGGACCCCUGGCGGAGACCAACAAGAAGAACACCGUGGACCUGGUGAACACCCACCACCUGCACUCCUCCAGCGACGACGAGGACGACAGGCUCAAGGAGUUCAACUUCCCAGAGGAGGCAGUGCUGCAGCAGGCCUUCAUGGACUUCCAGAUGCAGCGCAUGACCUCAGCCUUCAUCGACCACUUUGGCUUCAAUGACGAGGAGUUCGGGGAGCAGGAGGAGAGCGUAAAUGCGCCUUUCGACAAGACGGCCAACAUCACCUUCUCCCUCAAUGCCGACGACGACAACCCUAACGCCAACCUGCUUGAGAUAUGCUACAAGGACCGGAUCCAGCAGUUCGAUGAUGAGGAGGAGGACGAGGAAGAGGGCCAGGGUUCAGGGGGGUCUGAUGGAGAGGAUGGUGCCUGGCAGGGCGGCCAGCUGGCCAGGGGGGCCCGCCUGGGCCAGCCCCUGGGUGUGCGGAGCGGAGGCAGCACAGACAGUGAGGACGACGAGGACGACGAGGACGAUGAGGACGACGAGGAUGGUGACCGGCGGGUGGCCCGUGGCAGGGCUGGGCCCACCUGUCAUCCCAGCCCCGGCCCCCAGCCUCCGGGCCCCAGCUGGACAGCAACCUUUGACCCAGUGCCUGUGGAUGCCCCGACCAGCCCCCAAGCCUGCAGGGAGAAGGAACUGCACUCUGGGCCCCCUGCCCCACAGGAGCCCCGCAGUGGGCCCCUGGACCUCCCUACCCCGAGCCCAGCUGGCCCUGCAGCCCCCAGCACCCUGCAGCUCAGGUCUCAGGAUCCCAUCCCUUCCUCAGCACCUCAGGAAGCCACAGACGGCAGCAAAGUAGCGGAGCCCUCGGCCCCCUGCCAGGCCUUGGUCAGUGUUGGGGACCUCCAGACCACCCUCAGAGGGACGCACUCCGCCCCCAGCUCCUUGGACAGUGCAACCAGAGACCCUGCUACCUCUGUCCCAGCCCCCAGGGCCCACCAGCACCCCCAGACCACGGAGGGGGUGAAGAGCCCAGAGUCCUUGGGGCUCCCCCGAAGCCAGAGUGCCCUGGCCCUCGAGCCACUUCCGAUGCCCAAUGGCUCUGCCCCAGGAGGGCCGGCGUCCCCGGGCUCCCAGUAACUGCCUGGUCCCAGUGGUGGCAGCCAAAUCCUCCGUACUCCACGUGGACCCUGUCCGGGUGGGGGCAGGGCAGGUUCCGCAGUGGCCCUGUUGCCCCAUCACCCCAUCCCUACCCUACCCACCCCAGGUCCUCUCUGGACUCCCAGGAGGCUGGUGCCAGGGAGACAGGCCCCUCACCCCACCCCCAUUUGCACUGAGAGAAGAAAUUAUGGAGUUUUGUCUCCUAGAAUAGAGUCAAAUAGAGAGAGAGAGAGAGAGAGAGAGAGACCUAUAUUAUAUAUUAUGUGUGUGUAUAUAUAUAUAUAUAUAUAUAUGUGUGUGUGUGUGUGUAUAUAUAUAUAUAUAUAUACAUAUAUAUAUAUAUAUAUAUAUAUCUAUCUCGAGGGGGGAGAGAGUGGGUAGGCGGGGAGCCAGAAGGAAGCAGGACUGGGUGGCAGUGGCUUGGACCUUCACCCUGUCCCACUGGGGCCGCUGUGGUGAGGGUCCUGAGGCUGCCACCCACCCUCCCCUCCCACCAUGCCCACCCACCCUCCGGUGCAGACGCCCACACCCACACUUGGCCUUUCAGCUCAGGUCCACCUUGGGGGAGGGCCCGAGUGGGGGUCGUGCCUUUGCCCAAAUCCCCUUGCCUCGGACCCUGCACUUUGACCCAGGCUGGGAGCUAAAAGACCCUCCACCUGGCCCAGCCAGCUCUGUGGGAGGGAGCUGGGGGUCCUGGUCCCAGGGGGCCUCCCCAGUGACAUUCCCUUGGGGCCCUCACGCACUCACUGAGACCCCCCCAUCUCCCAUGGACUCUGGGGUGGGGGUCUGGCUGGGGUCCCCGUCCUACUCCCAAGGGUCUGGGGUCCAGCCCAGCUGCCAAGUGACCUUGUCCCAGCUCCCUCUCCCCAGGCUGGCGUGAGUGUGCGUGUGUUUGUGCCGAGCUUCUGUUUCAUAUUGCAAAUAUAAACAAAUAAAGGAAGACAGUUUAAGACUC
Molecule: messenger RNA, 3619 nt
Organism: Orcinus orca (killer whale)
Lineage: Eukaryota; Metazoa; Chordata; Mammalia; Artiodactyla; Delphinidae
Gene: PPP6R1
Product: protein phosphatase 6 regulatory subunit 1
Exons: 23
Coding region: 7-2643 (878 amino acids)
Cellular component (GO): cytosol; nucleus
Molecular function (GO): protein phosphatase binding; protein phosphatase regulator activity
Source: RefSeq, a predicted model, not a curated record